CGGGUCGGCGGCGCGUGCGCGGGGAGCGGCCGGGACACGCGCGGACGCGUCGCGGGGGACGGCGCGGCAUGGAGUGCGGCCUCGCCGAGACGGACGUGCUGGAGGCGCUGGAGGACCUGGGUUACAAGGGGCCCUUGUUGGACGAUGCGGCUCUGUCCCAAGCAGUCUCCGCCGGGGCCACUUCCCCCGAGUUCACAAAACUUUGUGCCUGGCUGGUGUCGGAGUUAAGAGGACUUUGCAGACUGGAGGAAAAUGUGCACGCCACUAACAGCCCCGGGGAGGCCGAAGGAUUCCAGCUAGAGGUGAGCGGGCUCCUGGGAGAGAUGAACUGUCCCUACGUCGCCCUGACCUCCGGGGACGUGACCAAGCGCCUCCUCGUCCAGAAGAACUGCCUCCUCCUGCUCACGUACCUCAUCUCGGAACUGGAAGCUGCCAGGAUGCUGUGUGUGAAUGCGCCGCCGAAGAAAGCUCAGGAAGGCGGCGGGAGCGAGGUCUUCCAGGAGCUGAAAGGCAUCUGCAUCGCUCUCGGAAUGUCCAAGCCUCCCGCCAACAUAACUAUGUUCCAGUUCUUCAGCGGAAUCGAAAAGAAAUUAAAGGAAACGUUAGCGAAAGUGCCGCCUAAUCACGUGGGAAAGCCUUUACUGAAGAAGCCGAUGGGCCCCGCCCACUGGGAAAAGAUAGAAGCGAUUAACCAAGCCAUAGCCAACGAGUAUGAAGUUCGGAGGAAGCUGCUGAUAAAGCGUUUGGAUGUCACCGUCCAGUCCUUUGGCUGGUCGGACAGAGCUAAGAGCCAGACGGAGAAGCUGGCCAAGGUGUACCAGCCCAAGCGCUCCGUCCUGUCGCCCAAGAGCGCCGUUUCGGUCGCGCACCUGCUGGCGGCCCGCCAGGACCUGUCCAAGAUCCUCCGGACGAGCAGCGGGUCCCUCCGGGAGAAGACGGCCUGCGCCAUCAACAAGGUGCUGAUGGGCAGGGUGCCCGACCGCGGGGGCCGGCCCAACGAGAUCGAGCCGCCGCCCCCCGAGAUGCCGCCCUGGCAGAAGCGGCAGGACGGGCCCCAGCCGCCGGCGGGCGGCCGCGGCGGCGGCAGAGGCGGCUACGAGCACUCGUCGCACGGCGGCGGCGGGCGCGGCGGACGCGGCGGCUACGACCACGGAGGCCGCGGGGCCGGGCGCGGCGGGGGCAAGCCCCCGGGCGGCUGGACGGACGGCGGCGGCGGCUACCAGGACGGCGGCCCCCGGGACGCGGCCUUCCCGCCCGGCGGCUACCACGGCGGCUACCAAGGCGGCCACGGCGGCUACCAGGGCGGCGGCGGCUUCCCGCCCGCGGCCUACCCGGGCGGCGGCUACCAGGGCGGCUACCAGCAGGAGGGCAGAUACCAGGAGGGCGGCCACCACGGCGAGCGGGGCGGGCGCGGGGGCCGCGGCGGGCGUGGGGGGCGCGGCGGGCGCGGGGGCCCGGGCGGGGGCUGGGGCGCCCGGGGCGGCCAGAGCUACCACCAAGGGGGCCAGUUCGAGCAGCACUUCCAGCAGGGCGGCCACCAGUACAACCACUCCGGCUUCGGCCAGGGCAGACACUACACGAGCUGAGGCGGCGGCCGGACCCCGGCCCGCUCGAGCUCACCUAAUAGAAACUUAGGAUCAGGGUUUGGAACUGGGCGGCGGCUUUGGUGGGCGGGAGACCCCGGGCGCCAGGCCCGCGGGUCUCCCACGGGCUCGCCUGCUGCGGUGCGGAGCGCGGGCCCCUCUCCUCCAGGAAGUUUUUGACACAGGUGAUGGCCUUGAACCCACCCCUAGACUGACCUCACAGUCGACACCCGUCCCUGAUGUGGGGGGUCGGGGGCGGGAAGUGACUUGACGUUUCCGUGUUGUCAGUGCGCAGAUCUGAAUGCGGAAUCACCCAGACUUUUUUUCCAGGUCGACCACUAGGGAGCCCUUCUUGCAGUCAGUUGUUUUCUGUGUGUUCUCCUUCGGGUGUUCUAAGACCCGUUUUCCCCGCCCCCGGGGACUCUUCGUGCUCCGAGAGGUCACGCCGCCACUCUUGCUCGGUCACAGGACUGUUCGGUCUGUUCCUAUUAAAUGAGCUCGUCUGCAGCUAGCACAUCCAGUAGCCUUAUCCUUGGGACGGAAAACUGUACCCCGCGUGCAACUCUGAAGCCCCCGAACUCGCAGCCAACACCCCUCAAGACCUUACAGGCCCACUUCGGUGGUGAACCUCUAGAACACGUAGGCGUUUAGUUAAGUGUAGCGACUCCGACUGACCGGACUCGAAACAAGUUCCUCUCCCGGCCCUUCGUUUUACUUGAAGCACGCGAGAAGAAGCGGCAAACUGCGAUUUGUUUUCUGCACGAGUUCACGCCACUGGCCCCGCGGAUACACGGUGGUUGCUUCGGGCGGGAGACCUUUUUCGUUGCCGUGGAAGAGAUGCACUACAAGGUCACAGAACCGGGACCCGGGUGUGCUCGGUGCGGGCGGCCCUUCUUACUGCUGCAGAAAACGGGAGCCGGGCUGCGCUGGUGGUUCACGGUCUCCUUCACAAAGCCCGCAGGACGCUCCUGGCUGGGUUUUCCUGUACACGCACAUUGUCGAGCUGUGAAAGGAAGUGGCUGGAGGUAUGCUCUGUGUGGAAGGUGAGCAAUAAAGUCUAUGUUUGUUCUUGCU
Molecule: messenger RNA, 2657 nt
Organism: Sorex fumeus (smoky shrew)
Lineage: Eukaryota; Metazoa; Chordata; Mammalia; Eulipotyphla; Soricidae
Gene: TSLIG3A
Product: family with sequence similarity 98 member A
Exons: 8
Coding region: 69-1586 (505 amino acids)
Cellular component (GO): tRNA-splicing ligase complex
Source: RefSeq, a predicted model, not a curated record